AAACAAAAACGUAUGUAAUAUUUAUGAAAAUGUAUUAACAAAUACACCAUAUAUCUGAAACCUAGUCAUCCUGAGUUUGGCUAAUACCAAAUAUUUUGAAUUUUAAGGGUGCUAUGUUGGAUCAUAUUUGUGUUUUGGGGAAAACAAACUUUUUUCUUCUUACUGACAAAUGUCCCGCAAUUAUAGAAUGACCCAUAUACUACUGAAGUUACAUCAGGGUGUUGCAUAUAUAUGGAAGGGGGCCAGUGAGGAAGAAGAAAGAGGAGCAAAGUACCAGAGUGAGAAGCUGAAGUGCAAAACCAAACCAAUUACUGAAGGCAAGGAGCCAGAGGACUUUUUGAAGGCUCUGGGUGGAAAGACAGAGUAUCAGACUUCUGAGUUAUUGGAGAGUAAGAAUAUAGCUCAACCUCCUUGACUGUUUGCUUGUUCCAACAAAACUGGAUGGUUCACUAUUGAAGAGGUACCUGGUGAGUUUAACCAAGAUGACCUGGCAGAGGAUGAAGUCAUGUUACUGGAUGUCUGGGAUCAGGAUGGUGUUUCCCAUAUCAGUGUGCUGAUGACCUCUAAUCUAAUCUCUUAAGUAUUUGUGUGGAUUGGAAAGAAUGCCAAUGAGGUGGAGAGGACUGAGACUGUAAAAUCUGGUUAUAGCAGCAGCUUCUCAAGGGAAUGAGAGAAGCCUUGUAAAUAUUUGGUGAAGCAUCAGCAGUAGCAGCGACGACACCUGGUCUCCCGAGUCUCUGGCUUCGCUUUCAUCCCUUUCAGAGGGGCAGAACAAGAUGGGGAAUGGAUUAUCAGAGCCCCAUGCCAUCUUCCCCUGCCUGCCAUCCUUUCAGGCCCUGCACAUUGUUAUUCUUGGGUUGGACUGUGCUGGUAAGACCACCGUAUUGUACCGGCUGCGCUUCAAUGAGUUUGUGAACACCGUUCCCACCAAGGGCUUUAACACGGAAAAGAUCAAGGUGACGCUGGGUGGGAAAGGCCGGACUGCGACCUUCCAUUUCUGGGACGUCGGGGGUCAGGAAAAGCUCCGGCCACUGUGGCGGUCCUAUACGCGGUGUGCGGAUGGCCUUGUGUUUGUUGUGGACUCCGUGGACACAGAGCGCAUAGAGGAGGCAAAGACAGAGCUGCAUAAGAUCACUCGGCUACAGGAGAACCAGGGGGUGCCCAUGUUGGUCGUGGCCAACAAGCAGGACCUGCGCAAUGCAUUGCCUCUCUGUGAGGUGGAGCAGAUGCUAGCACUGAAUGAACUUGGCUCUCAUACACCUUGGCACCUCCAACCGGCCUGUGCCAUCAUCGGAGAAGGUCUGCAAGAGGGUCUGGAGAGGCUUCACUCCAUGAUUGGCAAGCGGAGAAAGAUGAUGAGGCAGCAGAAGAGGAAAAGAUGACUGUUUGUUGAAUGAAUAUAAGCAGGACGUGAUUGUAGAGAGGUGCCCAUUUUGCCUCUGUGAUGGCUCUGCUGAUGGGCCUUUGUGGUCCUGUGCUCCUGGAAUUAUUGUUUGGGUGGGCUGAGUUUUAUCAGUCAGAUGGGGUUGGAUACAGGACAAUAUUGAUUGACCUCUUUGGUUGAUGGAUUGUAGCAGUGGUGGGACCACGCAGAUUACCACAUGGAACUUUUACAUAAACACAGUGUUGCACAAUGUCAUUGGGACAGUGGUACAUUGAGUUCUCAUGAAGGAUAACACUGGACUUUCAAAUUAACUUGUAAAUGACAAAGAAGAGUUCAUCGUUGUCCUUACAUCUGAAGUUUUACACACACAUCCUAGCAUUUUAAACAACUGGAAAAUCAUGAAAUGGAAGUAUUGUCUACCAAAGCUGCCAUGGACUUAAAUUUUCUGAUCCAAUGUGUACAUUCAGGUGACAUGUCUCUCCCAUUGGUUUAAUCCCAGUUAGCCACCAGUCUUUUUCUCCAAGUGUUUGGUGUCUCGGUGGUCAGGGGAACAAGAAUAAGCUUUAUGGAUCACUUGUUUGGGAAUGCACAAAUGUUUGAUUGAGAUGUCACCGAAAGGGUAUUUCACCCACCACUGGGGCUGUAGUUCAGUGGGUGCCAAUGAAUAUGAUAACUGUCUAUCCUUGAUAAAGUAGUCCUGCAUUAUGUCUGUGCAGUUUGGCUUACUGUUACUCCUUGAAUACUGGACUCAGAUUGUGUGCUUCCCUGAACGACAAGAGAUGUUUAAAUGCACUUUAGCUAUUCCCUUUUCUAGUCUAUGAACUUGCAGCAUCCAUUUUUUUUAAAGAGUUUAUCAUACUACAGAAAAGAAGUGAUGUUUUGCUUCGAAUAAAGUGUUUUUUUGAAAGGUC
This is a messenger RNA of Myxocyprinus asiaticus (Chinese sucker), 2295 nucleotides long. RefSeq names its product ADP-ribosylation factor-like protein 4A. The transcript has 5 exons. Gene Ontology annotation, cellular component: cytoplasm. Gene Ontology annotation, biological process: intracellular protein transport; vesicle-mediated transport. Lineage: Eukaryota; Metazoa; Chordata; Actinopteri; Cypriniformes; Catostomidae. Bases 777 to 1382 code for a protein of 201 amino acids. The record is from RefSeq and is a predicted model, not a curated record. Gene Ontology annotation, molecular function: GTPase activity; GTP binding.